AUUAGCAUAGGAUGCAAAACUAAGAAACUAAGCACGAAAUAGGUAUUUUCCUGAGCUCUUAGAGAUAAAGAAAAAGUGCAAAAACUUCGAAAGAAAAUGCCUUUCUCAAGAAUUUCGGUCGGAAGUCCGGCGGAGGCCAGCCAUCCAGAUACCCUGAAAGCCGCCUUAGCCGAAUUCAUUUCAAUGGUAAUUUUUGUAUUUGCCGGUGAAGGCUCUGGCAUGGCUUUUGCCAAGCUUACAGACGGUGGAUCGAGCACGCCGGCUGGCCUUAUUGCUGCGGCGAUAGCCCAUGCUUUCGCACUUUUUGUGGCAGUCUCGGUUGCUGCCAACAUUUCCGGUGGUCAUGUAAACCCUGCAGUCACCUUUGGUGCCUUUGUUGGUGGUCACCUAUCAUUGUUUAAAACUAUUUUGUAUUGGAUUGCCCAAUUGCUUGGAGCUAUUGUUGCAUGCUUGCUCCUAAAGUUCUCCACCGGUGGCUUGGAAACUUCCGCAUUUGCACUUUCAACCGGGGUAUCGUCGUGGAAUGCCCUUGUUUUCGAAAUAGUGAUGACGUUUGGCCUGGUUUACACAGUUUAUGCCACAGCAGUAGAUCCAAAGAGGGGUGAUAUAGGUAUCAUAGCCCCUAUUGCCAUUGGCUUCAUUGUGGGUGCCAACAUUUUGGCUGGCGGUGCCUUCGACGGUGCAUCCAUGAACCCAGCCGUGUCGUUCGGCCCUGCAGUCGUCAGCUGGACAUGGGACAGCCACUGGGUGUACUGGCUUGGCCCAUUUGUUGGUGCUGGAAUUGCUGCUAUUGUCUAUGAAAUCGUCUUCAUUAACCAGACCACUCAUGAACCACUCCCCUCCAGUGAGUACUAAGUUUAAACUAAGAAAAUCUGUCUUUGUAAUCAAGUUUGCUGUCUUUGUUGUCACCAAUCUGUCCUUUUUAAGGAAUCAGUUGUCGUCUCUUUGUUCAA
Molecule: messenger RNA, 953 nt
Organism: Olea europaea var. sylvestris
Lineage: Eukaryota; Viridiplantae; Streptophyta; Magnoliopsida; Lamiales; Oleaceae
Product: probable aquaporin TIP1-2
Exons: 3
Coding region: 97-855 (252 amino acids)
Biological process (GO): water transport; transmembrane transport
Cellular component (GO): membrane
Molecular function (GO): water channel activity
Source: RefSeq, a predicted model, not a curated record